CGUAGCCGUGGCCAGUGGCCACCGGCGUCGCCGAGGAGACAAAUCGCCGCCGGCAUCGUUGUCGUUCCCCGGCGAAUUCUUGGAAGUAGCUACUACUACUACUACUAGUAUAGUAGCUCAUAGGCCUCGACCAACGAAAGGAUCGAUCAGUGCUACUGCAGCAACUAGACACGGUCUGUCGUAGGCGUACCAAGCUCAUAGGCCUCGAUCGAGUUCGACGAGGAAGCUUGCGGCUUGGCUUCACUCAUGGCGGCGGUGGGGGGCCGCCUCUCGUCCGCGGUGCUGCUCCUGCUCAACAUGGCGGGCGCGCUGCUCGCCCCGCGCGGCGCGCUUCCCCCGGGCCCGCCCGCCGCCGGCGCCGGCGCCGAGGACGACGUGGACUUCUUCUUCUUCCCCUUCCUGGUCCUCUACAAGAGCGGCCGCGUGCAGCGCUUCAUGGGCACGGACACCGUGCCGGCGUCCACGGACCCGGCCACGGGCGUCGCCUCCAGGGACGUGGUCGUCGACGCCGCCGCCGGCCUCGCCGCACGCCUCUACCUGCCGAGCCUCGCCGCCGCCAACUCCACGGACGGUGGCGCCCGGCUGCCGCUCCUCGUGUUCUACCACGGCGGCGCGUUCGUCACGGAGUCCGCCUUCUCGCCGACGUACCACCGGUACCUGAACGCGCUGGCGUCCAGGGCCCGGGUGCUCGCCGUGUCCGUCGACUACCGCCUCGCGCCCGAGCGCCGCCUCCCCGCGGCCUACGACGACUCGUGGGCGGCGCUCCGGUGGGCGCUCGCGAGCGCGCGGUCGCCGCCGGGGCCGGGAGCGGGAGCCGCCGACCCCUGGCUGUCGCGGCACGCGGACCCGGCGCGGCUCUUCCUCGCCGGCGACAGCGCCGGCGGCAACAUCGCGCACAACAUGGCGAUGCGCGCGGGGCGGGAGGGCCUGCUGGACGGCGGCGCCGCCGCCAUCCGGGGCCUCGCGCUGCUGGACCCCUAUUUCUGGGGGAGGCGCCCCGUGCCGUCGGAGACGAGGGACGAGGGCACGCGGCGGUGGCGCGAGUGGACGUGGAGCUUCGUGUGCGCGGGGCGAUACGGGAUCGACGACCCGGUGAUCAACCCGGUGGCCAUGCCGCCGGAGGAGUGGCGGCGGCUCGCCUCUGCGCGCGUGCUCGUCACCGUGGCCGGGCUGGACCUGCUGAGCGCGAGGGGCCGCGCGUACGUCCGCGCGCUCCGGGCGAGCGGGUGGCGCGGCGAGGUGGAGCUGUACGAGACGCCCGGCGAGCAGCACGUCUACUUCCUCGACAAACCCGACAGCGAGAAGGCGGCCAAGGAGAUGGAGGUCGUGGCAGACUUCAUCAACAAUGGCGGCCAAGGGAGCUCCGCAGCUUUAAGAAUGGACGCCUGAAGAAGCUGCUUGUUUCCAGAUGACAAGAACCACGCAAGAAACCUAAGACUUGUUAGUUGUUUCCAGGCUAUCCUGUAAAACUUGGUUGAAUAUGUGCAUCUAGGUCUGGCCUUUCCCAAAUCACAGUCAGCUUCUAAAGAACGAUUAAGGAAUGCCUCUGGGCAUAGCAAGUCUCUCAUUGUAAUGCCAUCCAUAGUAAAACGGGCAAAUUCUUCAUAAUA
Messenger RNA from Panicum virgatum (switchgrass), 1610 nucleotides. Its product is annotated as probable carboxylesterase 12. Gene Ontology annotation, molecular function: hydrolase activity. The record is from RefSeq and is a predicted model, not a curated record. The transcript has a single exon. Bases 247 to 1389 code for a protein of 380 amino acids. NCBI's taxonomy places the organism in Eukaryota, Viridiplantae, Streptophyta, Magnoliopsida, Poales, Poaceae.